Molecule: messenger RNA, 402 nt
Organism: Diversispora eburnea
Lineage: Eukaryota; Fungi; Glomeromycota; Glomeromycetes; Diversisporales; Diversisporaceae
Source: the annotation of a GenBank genome assembly
AUGCAAAAUUCUUCGCCCUCAGCGAAACCCGAAACAUUAUCUGAAGCAACGUCUGUAAAUAUGGACAGAAUCACGCAAUUACAACAAUCAAUAGACAGAAUAGUUUCUAUUUUUCUAUCAGUUUUAGAUAAACUAAAUAAUACUAAUUUUGACCAACAAGAAAUAGUUCAUGAUCUUUGUACAAAUGCAAAGCAGAUAGAUUUAUUAAUUGAUUCAUUACCUGGUAAAGAUCAAACAGAAAAUGACCAAAUCGAAAAUGUUCAAAGUUUAGAACAAGAAUUACAAGAAGCAAAUGAAGAAUAUAAAAAAUCAGUUCAAAACGCAGAAUCUCUAUUGAAACAAAUAUUAGAUACUAUAAGUAUUAUUGCCAAGGAUCAAAGUUCAGCUAAUAAUUAUGAAUGA